Molecule: messenger RNA, 1858 nt
Organism: Dipodomys ordii (Ord's kangaroo rat)
Lineage: Eukaryota; Metazoa; Chordata; Mammalia; Rodentia; Heteromyidae
Gene: Sugct
Product: succinyl-CoA:glutarate-CoA transferase
Exons: 13
Coding region: 68-1336 (422 amino acids)
Molecular function (GO): catalytic activity
Source: RefSeq, a predicted model, not a curated record
UGAGCGGCGCCGCCGAGCGGGUUUCCUUUUCCCUCAACCCUGCGGCCGCCGAGGUGUGAGGCGCGCGAUGCUGGCGACGCUGGCGAGGGCAGCGGCCCUGUGGAGAACUAGCUUCCUCUCCGGCUGGGGCGGCGGGAGGGGGCUGUGGACAGGCCGCCCGCAGUCAGACACUGACAAUGUGAAGCCAUUGGAAGGUGUAAAAAUUCUGGAUCUAACAAGGUUUGUUUUGGCUUAUCUAUAUUUUGGAAUUGGUGAUGACACACGAACUUGGGGGCCACCUUUUGUGGACACAGAAAGUACAUAUUUUCUCAGUGUUAAUAGAAAUAAAAAAAGCAUAGCUGUUAAUAUCAAAGAUCCACAAGGGGUGAAAAUCAUCAAAGAGCUUGCAGCUGUUUGUGAUGUAUUUGUGGAAAACUAUGUUCCUGGAAAACUGUCCGCAAUGGGCCUGGGCUAUGAAGAUGUAGACAAGAUUGCUCCUCAUAUUGUGUACUGUUCUAUCACAGGCUAUGGCCAGACAGGACCCAUGUCUCAGCGAGCUGGUUACGAUGCUGUUGCCUCUGCUAUUUCUGGUCUGAUGCAUAUCACAGGCCCUGAGGAUGGAGAUCCAGUUCGUCCAGGAGUGGCUAUGACUGAUCUGGCUACUGGCCUGUAUGCUUACGGAGCCAUCAUGGCCGGACUGAUACAGAGAUACAGAACUGGAAGAGGACUGUUCAUCGAUUGUAAUCUGCUAUCUUCUCAGGUGGCAUGUUUGACCCAGAUAGCUGCUAAUUAUCUUAUUGGCCAAAAGGAAGCCAAACGCUGGGGCACAGCUCAUGGCAGUAUUGUCCCUUACCAGGCCUUUAAAACCAAGGAUGGCUAUCUUGUAGUUGGAGCAGGAAAUAACCAACAGUUUGCCACAGUGUGCAAGAUCUUGAAUUUGCCUGAGUUGAUUGAUGACUCCAAAUAUAAAACCAACCAUCUUCGGGUACAAAAUAGAAAAGAACUUAUAAAAAUACUAUCUGCACGGUUUGCAGAAGAAAUAACCAAAAAGUGGUUAUGUCUUUUUGAAGGCAGUGGAAUCCCGUAUGGUCCAAUCAACAGUAUGAAGGAAAUAUUUGCAGAACCCCAGGUGUUACACAACGGCCUCAUUAUGGAAAUGGAGCAUCCAACUGUGGGGAAGAUUUCAGUCCCAGGCCCGGCUGUGAGAUAUAGUAAGUUCCUGAUGUCAGAGGCAGUGCCACCCCCCCUGCUUGGGCAGCACACAACCCACAUCCUGAAGGAAAUUCUCCAAUACGAUGACAAGGCCAUCAGGGAUCUGCUCAGUGCUGGAGUGGUGGCCCAACAUGAAGCCGUGUGACCAAGGAAACCAGGAUCGGAAUGUCCUUUGCUGACAAAGGCAGUACUCUAUCCAGAUCCUUUUCCCCAAGUCUAAUGCCACUGAGAAUCAGAUAGAAUCCCUCUUGAUAUCAUGCCUGCAAUCUCUCUGGGAGGACCCUGGAAUGAGUGAAUAUAGAGCCCUUCAAGUGUAUGUCUUUUUUUCAUUCACGACCAUUUUGUUUUUGGAAUACAGGUUUAAUUGUAGGUUGGUGAAAUUUUUGAUAAAGAUUUAAUUCUUUUGUUCUCAACCCCAAAGAAUCAGUACGCAUAUAUAAUGGAUAUAUUAAUUAGCUUAAUUUGGUCCUCCUAUAAUGUAUACCUAUGUGGAAACCUUACAUCACACCCCACAGAAUGUACAGUUACAGAUGGGAAAGAUUGAUGGAGGAAGGGAUUGUGACCAGGAAGCAUGGACACAUAAAUGGUCACGUCAAAUUGAACCCCCCUUGUACAGCCAUGUGAAGUUUAGAAAAUUAAAAUAAUAAUAAAUUUUUUCUAAAAGUUU